Cucurbita maxima (winter squash) is the source of this 1119-nucleotide messenger RNA. Its product is annotated as dehydration-responsive element-binding protein 2A-like. Gene Ontology annotation, biological process: response to stress; positive regulation of DNA-templated transcription. Gene Ontology annotation, molecular function: DNA-binding transcription factor activity; transcription cis-regulatory region binding. The coding region runs from base 226 to 771 and encodes 181 amino acids. Lineage: Eukaryota; Viridiplantae; Streptophyta; Magnoliopsida; Cucurbitales; Cucurbitaceae. The transcript is spliced from 2 exons. Gene Ontology annotation, cellular component: nucleus. The record is from RefSeq and is a predicted model, not a curated record.
AGAUCUGUUAAUUUAAUUCGAAGUGGUACUUUUGGGGCCUAGGGUUCCCCGUUCGUCCGCUCUGUAGUCGUCAACGCGACCGUCUUUUGUCUCUGGCUGGCACUUUAGAAUCGGAAUGUCUUUCCUUUGUUCGACGUCGCAAAUUUAGGAACUUCUUCUCACCGCAGAAAAGGAGGUUCUUUGUGGUCUUUCUUAUUUGUUCGGUCCAAUCUAUUUAAUUCUUGGAUGCCUAAAUUAGAAAAAUUACAAACUAGACGGCCUGGAUCUUUAUCCGUGGCGGAGACUCUUGCAAAAUGGAAAGAUUACAACGAUCACCUUGACUCAUGUAAUGAUGAGGCAAAACUCACUCGUAGAGUUCCAGCCAAGGGAUCGAAGAAAGGUUGCAUGAAAGGUAAGGGAGGGCCAGAGAAUAUGCGAUGUAAUUACAGAGGAGUUAGGCAAAGGACAUGGGGGAAGUGGGUUGCAGAAAUUCGGGCACCGAAAAGAGGAAGUCGGCUGUGGUUAGGUACAUUUCCAACUGCCAUUGAUGCGGCACUUGCUUAUGAUGAAGCUGCAAGGGCCAUGUAUGGGACUUCAGCUCGCCUGAAUUUUCCCAAUAUCUCAAUUCCAACCUUGCUAAAAGAAAAAGAAUCACCACCAACAAAGGAAUCUCCUUCUCCUGAAAUCAAGAGGUCUUCAGUCUCUUCUUUAGGGUCAACUUCACUUAGUCUAAGUUACGAGUCCACAAUAACAUCAGAUCACUCUGAGGAAGGUGCAGCCGAAGAUGUGUAGCCAGCUAUAGCCUUUGACCAUUGUAAAGUUUAUGAAUCGGAGAAUUGAGGCCAGGGAUCGAUUUUUUUGGACAAUUGAUGUAAUUUCCCUUCUGUGUACAAGUAUAUGUAGGAGGUAGAGCUGAUUGUAAUUUUUUUUCCGUUGUCCGUCAUAAGUACAUGUAGGGUUCUAGGAAAGAUGAAGUGGGGGUGAAAUGUUAAAACCACUAGAACUUUUCUAAUUGAACCAUUCCUUCCUAGUGAGAAGGUAGGGUUGUAUUGGAGGGUAGAUUGAACUCUGAUAUGUGUGCUUGUUACUUGUGUAAUGAUCCAUGUAGAUGCUUUAUGUUUAAUCUGUUUUAGUGGUUCA